AUGGUUGCAGCAGUGAGGAUGCUGGAGGGGAACACCACUCUGAGUCUGCCCCAGGCUGCCUGGAGCAACACCAUUGACCUGAGCACUCCUAGUAGCUCCAACUCCAGCUAUGGGAGUGUGGGGCUGACGACACCUAACGCCAACUCCAGCAUCAUCAGCGUGGGAGUGAGUCCAUGGGGCACCAGUCUUGCUGUGACCUCGCUGGUCCUGUGCGGCAUGGUCGGUCUCCCUAGUAACGUUGCUGUGAUCAUCGCCAUUGUGCGUAGAAUUGUGGGCAAGAGCACAAACUCCAAAGAAGAAAAGAGAGACCGCUUCACCUUGAAACUCAUACUGACUCUGGCUGUGUGUGAUAUGCUCUCCCUCCUCACCAUCCCAGGCUUGAUCUAUGUUCUUCUCAGGGGCUGGUCUCUGGGAGAGUCGGCCUGUAAAUUUUUCACGUAUCUUGUGUACUGGACCCUCUACGCCAGUGUGCUGACUGUGACAUCCAUGAGUGUGUACUACAAUAAAAUCAUAAAGAUUCCCAACCGAAAGCUUCUGGAGAGGCUGUACGUGCGCCGUAAGCGCGUCUGGCUUGUAGGUCUUUGGGUCCUCGCGGCUCUCCUCGCCCUCCCCGUCAUCCCGUCUCGAUCCGUCGUGGACAGAAAUAGGACACUGAGGUGCCAGAGGGUUGUAGCUAGCAAGUGGCAGAAAGUAGCUGGUCUUCUGUAUGAGGUGUUGUUCGGCUAUGCCAUUCCCUUCUGCAUUCUGCUCUGUUCCUACUGCUGGCUGCAUAAUAAAGUAGACAAGGGUGUCCAGACAAAGGAGACCAAGAAGAAGCAGAAGAAGCCGAGGAUGAACAGGCUGGUGGUGAGAUUGGUGGUGGUGUUUUUUGUGUGCUGGACCCCAACACAGGUCAUAGAUAUUGUAGACAUGGUCACCACGUUGACGUCUGACAAAGACAAGUACAUGCAGAUUAAACGUGUACGGGACUUUGUCGGGGACUUUGCCAAAGCGCUCUCUUUCCUGAACUGCUGUCUGAACCCCUUCAUCUAUGCCUUUGCUUCCAAGUCUGUCUCAAUCAGAUGUCUGCACAGAGCCAGGGGAGAGCAUGGGGUGCAUUAG
Molecule: messenger RNA, 1101 nt
Organism: Engraulis encrasicolus (European anchovy)
Lineage: Eukaryota; Metazoa; Chordata; Actinopteri; Clupeiformes; Engraulidae
Product: leukotriene B4 receptor 1-like
Exons: 1
Coding region: 1-1101 (366 amino acids)
Biological process (GO): neuropeptide signaling pathway
Cellular component (GO): plasma membrane
Molecular function (GO): G protein-coupled peptide receptor activity
Source: RefSeq, a predicted model, not a curated record